Molecule: messenger RNA, 1867 nt
Organism: Strongylocentrotus purpuratus (purple sea urchin)
Lineage: Eukaryota; Metazoa; Echinodermata; Echinoidea; Camarodonta; Strongylocentrotidae
Product: histone-lysine N-methyltransferase 2D-like
Exons: 3
Coding region: 806-1867 (353 amino acids)
Biological process (GO): negative regulation of endopeptidase activity; negative regulation of membrane protein ectodomain proteolysis
Cellular component (GO): extracellular matrix
Molecular function (GO): protease binding; metalloendopeptidase inhibitor activity
Source: RefSeq, a predicted model, not a curated record
ACUUUAAGCAUCUUCAGCACAGGGGAUCUGGUAUCCCAGUCCCGGAGCCAUAGUGCGGCUUUAUUAGAUCAGGCAGCAAUGUACAACAAGUGAAUUAUCGUUUCUGCCAUCAGCGAACCAUUCCAUCAUUUUUGGUCUCUCUUACUACAUCUCUCUCUUUCUCUCUUUCUCACUUACUCUCCAUCUCUCACGUUUUCUCUUAGUACUUGCUCUUGAUCAGAAGAAACCUUCAUUUAGGGAGAAAAGAUGCUCUGGUGGAUCGAUGCAAUGAAUAAUAGAGCAGCAGGUCUGUGUGGGAAUCCACUGUGAAGUCAACCUCCAGAGGGGCAUGCAUGCAGGGGAGAGCUAGAAAGAGAGUUUGUAUUCUGCUGAUUGUCUUGCAAUCAGUCACCACACUCUGAAAUUGUAUUAGGAGCAUACCUUGCUAGCUAGAUGGAAUCCACUGCCUGCUUUAUUGAUUAACGCUUGUAUGAAUAAAUCAUACGCAAGUCUCCAAUUCAAACUGGGAAAGGAUAUAUUGUCUUUCGUAGGAGGAGAUGUUGGAUUUGGGACAUAAGUUUUAAUCUGAUUGGAAAGUGGAAAGCGCAAUACUGGCACAGCUAGCACUCACGGCUAAUUAGGCCACUAGCACCCAAAUUUAGAUCCCAGUGACGACAUCAAAAGUUUCCAAGGCUGAACGAGAGGCUAAUCUCAGGCAAGUUGUCGGAUUCUCCACAGCUAUAGUCACAGGCUACGUUGACUACCUUCUAACACUCGUCAUUGUACCAUCACUGUCUCGUGUUAGCUGGAUAAAGGAGUAUUCAAAAUGGAGAUUAUGGGGCUGAGUAUCUACAUAGCUUUGUGCUCUGUUCUGCUGCUGUUCUUAGGGGCGCCCAGGGCAGAGGGGUGUAGCUGUGAAGGGGCACACCCUCAGCAGCAAUUCUGUAGAGCUUCCUAUGUGAUUGGAGCAAGGGUUCUGAAGAGAGAGUACAUCCCCAAGAAUCCCAGAGGUCUUGGUUUCAGCACGGGACUGCUGGGUUCUGAUCAUGCUGCCAUUGAGCCCCUGGGUGAGAGGACUCGUCCCUACCCUGGAACAGGUCUCCAUCGUCUCCCGGAUGAAAGACUACCAAGCGAGCAGUUUGGUGAUGGAGGCAGACAGUUGCAGGACCUGGAACCCUUGGAACCUCUUCCCUAUCCAGAUGGUCUAGGGCCUCCCAUUCUACCUGAGGCUGCAGAUCCUUUCCAGAAUGAUGGAUUAUUUGCCCCCAUUCCUCAAUCAGAUGGGCUCCAACCCUACCCUCAGAAUGAUGGUCUAGAACCCUUCCCUCAACCUGCUGGACUCCAACCACUCCAGCAACCUGAAGGGCUCCAACCCCUGCCCUUUGAGGGUGGUCCAGAACCUCUAGGUCAGCCUGAGGGUCUCCUACCCUUACCCCAUCCAGAGGGCCUACAACCGCUCCCUGAGGAACCCCACACCCAUGAGGCAUUGCCACCCUUGCCCUUACCAGAGGACAUGAAGCCUCUUGAGGAUACCAUCACAACACUUACAACUCCACCUCCAGAUUUAGUGAUGACAGAUGAAUCCCACACCAUGACAACCCUUCCUCCACAGGAGAAACCUUCCAAUGAAACUGUUCUGUUGGAGCCUACAAUAGGUGCCGAAGAGCCCAUAGCAGAAGAGGAGCGCAUCAUCGACCCUGAGAGCAUGGAGGCCUGGAACUACAAGAUCAUCUACACCCUCAAACUGAGCCACAUCUACAAGACAGGGAUGGGGCAAGAAGGUUGGAAGCUAGGUGAUGAAGUACAGGUUGAUAGCUCUGCUGCCUCUAGUCUGUGUGGCAAGACAGACCUCAAGACAGGAAAGAAUUACCUCAUUGCAGGCGAGUAA